This is a messenger RNA of Aedes albopictus (Asian tiger mosquito), 3801 nucleotides long. RefSeq lists its product as uncharacterized. NCBI's taxonomy places the organism in Eukaryota, Metazoa, Arthropoda, Insecta, Diptera, Culicidae. Gene Ontology annotation, molecular function: carbonate dehydratase activity; zinc ion binding; nucleic acid binding. The record is from RefSeq and is a predicted model, not a curated record. The transcript has 4 exons. The coding region runs from base 1 to 3801 and encodes 1266 amino acids.
AUGGAGGAAGUGAAGUCGCUCGUGCACCAGCGCGGCCAGGUGAAGGCCAGCGUUACCACCAUCGUCAAAGCAUUGGAGAAGGCGGAGGAUGAUCCGCGUCAGUGUUCCGAUUUCCGUAAGCUGUCGGUCCCAGACCGUAUCGCAAAGGUGAAAGAGUCUCGAGUUUGUUUCAACUGCCUUCGCCGUGGGCAUCGUUCGAUUAACUGUCCGUCUAAGAGCAACUGUUCCAAAUGUCACAAGCGUCAUCAUUCCCUUCUACACGAGGAAGUUCAGAAGGUUGAGUCCGUCGAACGCGCGGAACCAAAGCCGCAAGAGCAGAGUGUUUCAGUUCAGUCAUCAUCGUCUCCUCCACAGCAAUCGUCCACCUCAGCCAGUUCGGUAUCCACGAAUGUUGCCUCGACUUCUUGUUCAGCUGUUUUGCCAAAUGUGUUGCUUCUUACAGCUGUCGUAAAUGUAAUCGAUAAAAACGGAAGUGCCGUUCAGUGUCGUGCGUUUUUGGAUUGCGGGGCUCAGGCAAAUCUCUUGUCCGUUUCGAUGUACCAGAAAUUGGGCAUCGACAGUACGCCGGUCAGCGCGGAUAUUGUCGGCGUAAGCGGGGCGCGAAGUAAGUCAACUCAGUUGGCCGAAGUUAACGUCCAGUCACUGUACUCCGAGUACAGUUCAUCCUUGAAGUGUUUGGUCACGCCCAAAAUCACGAAUGCUCUUCCGUCCAAGGCCGUCAAUACGUCUGAUUGGAAAAUUCCGUCCGGAUUUCCGUUGGCUGAUCCGAAGUUUGGAACCCCAGCCGACAUCGAUCUACUGAUCGGUGUUACCGAGUUUUUCCGAGUGUUGAAACCAGGCCAUUUGAUCAUUGGUGAUGGUCUUCCAGAAUUGCGUGAGACGGAGUUGGGUUGGGUCGUCGCUGGAGAGAUCCAAGACGAAUCAUCAGUUGUCGUAAAUCCUCUACAAGUGAAUUCCGUAACAGUUGAGUCUCUUAACGAUGCAAUUAAGCGAUUUUGGGAAAUCGAAGAAGUCGAUGUUCAGUCUGCUUCUUCUACGGAGCAGCAGGAGUGUGAGGAACUGUUCCGUCAGUCGCACCAAAGGGAUUCAAACGGUAGAUUUGUAGUGAAACUCCCAUUCCGAAGUAAUCUGCACCUGCUUGAGGAUAAUAGGUCGAUGGCUCUCCGCCGGUUCCUUUUCCUAGAAAAGCGUUUACGUAAACAGCCGGACUUGCAAGCCCAGUAUUCGGCCUUCAUCGAAGAGUACGAGCGUUUGGGGCAUUGCAAGGAGAUCCGUGAGAUCGAAGACCGUCCUGGUAUGAUGAAAUAUUACAUGCCUCAUCAUGCCGUGCUUCGACCCGACAGUUCAAGCACCAAACUAAGGGUUGUCUUUGAUGCAUCAGCUAAGUCGUGUUCCUCAGCCGCAUCACUGAACGAUGUGCUGCAGGUCGGUGCUACUGUGCAGAGCGAUCUGUUCAGUAUUUUGCUGAGAUUCCGAAUGCAUCGUUUCGUGUUUACUGCUGACAUUACUAAGAUGUACAGACAGGUUCGUGUCCACCCUGAUCAAACGUCCGUCCAACGUAUCUUUUGGCGUUCGAAUCCUACAGAGAGGCUAAGGGUUCUUGAGCUGCAGACUGUGACAUACGGUACAGCUGCAGCUCCGUUUUUGGCCACUCGGUCAUUGGUACAGCUGUGUGAGGACCAGGGGCCUGAGUUUCCGUUAGCAGCUCGCAUAGUAGUUGAGGACUGUUACGUAGACGAUGUUAUUUCCGGUACCGAUACAAUCGAAGAAGCUGUUGAAAGCUGCCACCAGCUGCAAGCUCUCCUAGGAAAGGGUGGUUUUCCAGUACACAAGUGGUGUGCUAACAAUGAAAUGAUUUUGGCUGACAUUCCCGAAUCCGAACGUGAAAAGCUGCUUCAACUUGAUCAGCUAUCGGCCAACGAGGUCAUUAAGACUCUCGGAUUGAUAUGGGACCCGAUCAGUGACGAGUUUCUCUACGCUAUUGACAAUUCUCCAUCAGAACCUACUCCGGUAACCAAAAGACAGGUUUUUUCGAAAUGUGCAAGGCUGUUUGACCCGGUUGGUUUUCUGUCGCCCGUCGUUGUUUUGGCAAAACAACUGAUGCAGCGAACAUGGUUGGCCAAAAUGGAUUGGGACUCUCCUUUGGAAGGAGAUUUGUUGGCUGAUUGGCAGCGAUUUUGUGAAUGCUUGAAGGGCGUGAAUGAAAUCAAGGUUCCAAGAUCGGUGUUUUGUUUCCCCUACGUUGCUUUGGAAAUACACGGCUUCGCUGAUGCAUCCGGAUUGGCUUACGGGGCUUGUAUUUACAUUCGAUGUGUCAGCGCUGAGGGUGAAUGUAGCGUUCAGCUGCUAUGCAGUAAAAGUAAGAUAGCUCCCUUGCACGAUAUGACGAUUGCACGAAAGGAACUUUGCGCAGCACUGCUGCUGUCACGUUUGGUUCGCAAGGUGUUUCCGAUUCUUUCCGUUGACGUUUCUGUUCUCCAUCUGUGGUCAGACAGUCAGAUAGUACUUGCCUGGUUGCGUAAGUCACCCACAGUGCUUCAACCGUUUGUUCGGAAUCGUGUCGUUGAGAUUGUUCAAGAGAACCAACAUACCCAAUGGAGCUAUGUUCGAUCGAAGGAAAACCCCGCUGAUGUUGUCUCUCGGGGUCAGUCUCCCGAUGUUUUAAAGGGUAACGCGUUGUGGUGGAAUGGUCCAACGUUCCUUCACUCACAAGACUACGAACCAGCAGUGAUCGAGGAGAUUCGUGACUGCGAGCUCCCGGAAAUGAAGUCGUCUUGUUUGGUUCUUGUCAAUGUACUCAACGUCGACGAUCUUCCUCUUUUCAAGCGAUUUAGUAGUUUUCGGAAGCUCCAACGUGUUCUUGCUUAUGUCCAACGAUUCAUAAAGAAUUGUCGUGAAAAGGUCGUUGAAAAUCGCGUUAGGGAAGUUUUGCCUACAAUAUCCGAGCUCAGAACAGCUCUGCAUACGAUUGUAGUGCUGAUUCAACACGAGGCUUUGUUGGAUGAGGUGCAUCGCGUGGAGAACAAUGAACCAUGUAGGGUGGUCGUAUAUUUUACAUAUGGGCCAGGAGUCGAGCAAUGGGGUCUGAUCAGCAAAUUCUGUGAUGGAGAUAGACAAAGCCCCGUCGAUUUGGACACGCAGAAGGCGCAAACUGUAGCGGAUGGAAAACCUCUAGAACUUCUGAAUAUUUGCCAGAAUCCAACCAAAGUGCGAGUGUAUAACAAUGGUCACACAGUUGUUUUCAGCCUCACGUAUCCAGCUUCAAAAGGUGUGAUGCUGCGAGGAGGUCCCCUGGAGGGAACAUUCAAAUUCUCUAGCCUACAUUUUCACUGGGAUUCAGAACACACGAUCGACCUGGAGCGUUUUCCCCUUGAAAUGCACAUGGUCUUCUACAACCAGGAGUACGGCUCAGUGCACAAGGCACAAUUCCAGCCGAAUGGUUUGGCCGUACUGGGACACUUUUUCGAGGUACGUUCUGGAUCCGCAACGCGACGGUGGAUUGAUUCGCUGAAGUCGGUGAAAAAGGCAGGGACCAAGUACACCUUCGUACAUCCAAAUUAUAUGAAUUUGGAGAAAAUUAUCGGCAGAAAAGUGAAACCGUACUUCUACUAUCCGGGAAGUUUGACAACUCCACUUUGUUACGAGACGGUGUCGUGGAUCGUGCAGAAGGAACCACUGACGAUCAGCUCAGCUCAGAUGAAGUUGUUCGAUGCGUUGAAAGCAAAGCAUGGCUACAUGAGGGGUAACUACAGACCUUUGCAAGAUUUGAAUGGAAGAAGUGUUUUGUUUUAUGAAAAUUGA